AUGGCCACAGCCGGCUCGCAAGACCGAGUUUCAUGGCGCGACCAACAACGGCCCUUCCUGCCAUAUGCCAUAAAUCAUAACACCUCCUCCGAUCUCCUCGUCGUCUCCCACAAGAAACUGCACAAACUUGCAGACCUCAUCAACCAUCAUCGGAGCACCGUCGAGCAGGCUGUCAUCCCGAUGCGCUUCAGUCACAAGGCUAUCGCCGCUGAGGUACUCGAACUCCUCCUCAAAGCUAAGCUAGAUGUCAUUGAGCGCGGUUUCAAACCCAAUCGAUUGGUCGUCGCGGAAGCUUCGGUGACCAAGGGCCUCCACACUACUGAGCUGCAAGUACGAGCUCGUGGAAGACACGGGAAGAUCAGCCAUCCGACAGCCAAGUUCAAUAUGACCCUACGCAAGCCGACUGACCCGAACAAGCUGGCACUCCAACGAAGACUGACCUUGAAACAGGCCAGCCUUUGGCUUAGUCAACGUGGUAUAAUCGCUGGUAGCCCCUCAGGGUCCCCGCUGAUAGUGUGA
Molecule: messenger RNA, 519 nt
Organism: Puccinia triticina
Lineage: Eukaryota; Fungi; Basidiomycota; Pucciniomycetes; Pucciniales; Pucciniaceae
Exons: 3
Coding region: 1-519 (172 amino acids)
Biological process (GO): translation; ribosome assembly
Cellular component (GO): mitochondrial large ribosomal subunit; ribosome
Molecular function (GO): structural constituent of ribosome
Source: RefSeq, a predicted model, not a curated record